AUGGCUGAUAUUUGCUUAGUCAUUCUUGCUCUUUGUUUCCCAUCAAUUUCACUUUGCUGCAAAUACGGAGAAUGCAAUCAAACAGUAUGUAUUUGUGUUAUUCUUGAAUGUUUCCUUUGUUUCUGGGGAGGAGUUAUUUUUGCUUUAAUCAAACAACUUGAAGAUUAA
Molecule: messenger RNA, 168 nt
Organism: Entamoeba nuttalli P19
Lineage: Eukaryota; Evosea; Mastigamoebida; Endamoebidae
Exons: 1
Coding region: 1-168 (55 amino acids)
Cellular component (GO): membrane
Source: RefSeq, a predicted model, not a curated record